CUGCAAGGAAAAUUUUUCUUCAAUUUUUGAAAAGAGCCUGUAGCUACAAUAGCAUAAUACAGCGUAAAAAUAGUUUUGCGCUAACUGCCGUUUCAAACAAAACAUAUUUUAUUGCCCUCUGCUGAAUGGAUUAGGAAGGCUAUUAUAUUAGCAAACCGCUGCUUACUAAAUGACGCAAACAGAGCUCCCUGAAGAGUGCGUUCAUAUUGUAUGAUUGCAAAACACUCGUUAAACUGUGUCCUUCACAAUAUAGUCACCAAAAGAAGAGUUUAAUGAAUGAAAGCCACAUAGUGAAACAUAAACUUUUAUUAUACCACCAUUCUUUUUCAAACGUCUCUGGAUCUGACAAUAAAUGUGUCAUGUCGAAAGAUUAUAUGGUGUCAAAUUACUUUUGCAAAGAAAUCCGAUUGCCUUCGUGAAAUCAGAACAUUUACCGGUUCGUUUAAGGCCUGGUUUCACAGUUUUCACAAGUCAGGACUAGGCAGGAUAUUUUUAUUAACGUGCCUUUUUAUCACUGGUGUGCAUUUUGAGACAAAACAGAGGCACUGAUAUAUUUUAAAAUCAGUCAAUGCCAGUUUCUUUCAGUUAAAACAGCUCAGACUUACACUUUAGUCUGUGACUAGGCUUAAACCUUGUCUGUGAAACCUGGGGUAACCUUUUUUCGUACCUGAAAGCUUAAGCCCUAAUGAAAAUGUGCCGCACGUACUUUCAUUUUCAGAGAAAUUUAAACCAAGUGUGGACAAAUAUUAAUAAAGUCCACUUUAGAGGAGUUCAUUCGCUGUAGUGAAGCUUUCUCUUCACGGAAAAGAGGAAAGGUGAAAGGUCAGUGCACUGAUGAUCAGUAGGUCGUUGGCUAUACAAUGACAUGUAGCCGCUGAUUAAGACGAGCUUAUCAAAUAUGCAAAAGACUUCUGAAAGCUAGAUGGAAUUGGUGCACAUUAAAAUUUUAUGAAUCAAUAUCACUCUUUAUCUCAUUAAAUAGCUAGGCUACAUUUUAUACAAGUGAAAUUAUCCAUUAACCACAUGGUUCAUAGUUCAUCACUCUAUAUGAAUCAUUCUGAAUAAAACACAUUUAUUAAAAUGUGAACGAAACAAAAAUUCUGAGAUUUUUUUCAGAUGACAUUGCGACAUUGAGGGAAUACUAGCCUAUAGUAUUCAUAUUUUGAAAUAGUUUUUAUGUAAUUUUGGUUUUCAUUUUAUUAUUUGUUUUACGUUUUAGUACAUUUGUAAUAGUUUUUAGUGUAAUAAUUCAACUUAAUAAAUCACUUAUGAAAGUAAACAUUUAUUUUGUUAUUGUUUUUAACCCAUUAAUAUUUAUUUACUUUCAUUUCAACUUUCAUUUCAAGAUUUAGUUGAAAAUGACAACAUAGCUGCUAAAAACGUUUACGACGAUAAAAAAUGGACCACACCAACAAACCUUGACGUAAAUAUACAACUCAACAUCGCCCCUGGUGGCGCCAAAGUUGUACCUUCAUAAUAAAGUAUAUUGACAUAAUAGAAGCCAAUCACAAUAGAGUUUCAAGGGAUUUCCUUUGAACGGCAAGAACAUAAGCCAACUAACGAAAACCGCACGUUGAAUCAGCCAAUGAGAAGUGUCAGUAGUUGUAAGUGGGCGGGAUCUUAUCUUAUCAGGAGGACAGGGCCAAGUAGUAGUUGCAAAGCGGAAAGAAAAUGGCGGCCGUGGCUGCGGAGCCAGGAGCUGCUGCGGCAUCAACAACAGCGGGGGACGGGGUGGACUACGAACCCGAGCCAGGAGAGCAUGUGGUCGACCUAGAGGCCCGCUCCGUCCCGGAAAUGGAGCUUUGUCACCGACCCGAGGAUGUGGAUGCAGUUCAGGAAUGCAGCCAGGUCCAAAUGGAAAUCAGAAGGCCGGACCUUCAAGCCGCGGGAAAAGCCCUCUCUGCCCAUGCGGACGGAGAGCGCACCGAGACGGGGGGGUCCUGGGGCCGCCUGAGCACAGCCGAGCAGCCCGUGCUCAUGGACUACAGGUGCACAGAUUACAAGGAAUCCUUCUCGCCGAAGGUGGAGGCUGCAAACGAGGUCAGUGCUCUCGAAUCCAGCCCCUGCCUUCUGCUCCCCAGCUCCAUCUCAGACUCCCAGCCCUCUGUGGUCUACUUGCAUUCCCUUCCCGCUAAGGUUCCGUCGGAGCCCAAAACCGGACUGUCUCUGGCUGUCGAAUACGACUCCAACCCCGCGUCGAGCCAUCCUGCCGAUCUGGAGUGUGAACUCAUAGGCUUCACGCAGCCGGACCCCGAGCCCGCGACCGAUGCUCCCGGGUCGGAGCUCAAAACUCACGAGGAUGCUUUCCAUGUCAUCCCGCACCCCUCAGAGCACCCGGACUCCCUGUCCGCCGCGGAGGAGACCUCGCUGGGAGAAUCGGUGGGUCAGAGCUGCAUGAGUGACUUUUCUACAGUUUCCAGUAAAGACUCUCCCGAACUUGCAGCGGCGGUGGAUCGGUCGUCGCUCAUCUCAGCAGCGGAGGCGGAGGAAGUGCGCUCGCAUCCUCUUCAUCAGCAGAGCUUCAAAACGGACCUUAGUGAACCCGACAGUGAGUCGGUGGAGUCGAAAGACCCGGUUCUGUGUCCGGCGGAGCCCGGCGUCGUCGAGCGGCUGAUGCUCGGCUCCGAGGUUCUUGUCACGCUGGAUCACAUCAUCGACGAUGCGCUGGUGGUGUCGUUUCGCUUGGGCGAGAAGAUCUUCUCCGGGGUACUCAUGGACCUUUCGAAAAGGUUUGGACCUUAUGGGAUUCCUAUAACCGUGUUCCCCAAGAGAGAGUAUAAGGACAAACCAGAAUCUAUGCAGCUAAAGACGGAAGCAUUCCAGUCAGAGACAGAUAAGGGUGUCACUCAAGGACCUAGUGAUGCCCCCAUUAAGGACCCUGUGGAUGCUCUAGAUGCCCCAUUGAAGGACACUGCUGAGACUUCUGCAGCUCCCCAGCCCUGUCCCAACCCUCAACCUAACCCAUGGACCUCAAAACCACCUCCUUUGUUUCAGGAGGGGGCCCCUUAUCCACCACCACUGUUCAUCAGGGACACCUACAACCAGUCGUUACCUCAGCCUCUACCACGGAAAAUCAAGCGACCCAAGCGUAGGCUGUAUAGAGAGGAGCCAACUUCUAUAAUGAAUGCCAUCAAGCUCCGACCAAGACAAGUUCUGUGCGAUAAAUGUAAAGGGGCUGUGGUGCAAGGGGACAAGCGUGAGACGCGCAGAGGCCCCAUUUCAGACUGCCGAAGUGACGAUGCCAAAAGACGGCGUAAUGACAGCACAGCGGCAGCUGCUGGUAAGCGGCCCCGUAGUGAUACACGUUCUGACGAGAAGGGCCGUGGUACUGAUGGGCCCAAACGGCAGGGUUCAGCUGUACGGGUGACGACGGCUACUGCCUCUUCUCUGGGUCAUAGUCAGGUCAAAGGUGCAGCUGCAGGGAACAAAAUGGUGAAGGGGGUGUCUACUACAACUACAUCCUCAGCCAACUCUCGAGUGCAGCUCAAUGCCAAAAAAGUGCUUCAGAGCAAAAACGUUGACCACUCCAAAGCACGAGAGGUGCUGAAGAUGGCCAAGGCUCAGAGAAGACAGAGAGAGUCAGUCACAGGCAGUAGCGGGAACACCAAGGCCAUAACCAGGGCAGCUGCCCUCCAGGAAGCCCACCAAAAGGUCCACUUCACCAGGCGACUGCAGCAGAUCAGUGGAGGAGGUCCAGGUUCCAACCCCCUGCCACCCAGGAUGCGCAUCAAGCCCCAAAGGUACCGUAAUGAAGAGAACGAUUCUUCCUCAUGUAAGCCGCCUUGCUUGGAGAAAGUGCCGGGAGGGGGCCGUUUACCGUUGCCUAAACCAGCCGUGCCCCGCUGCACCUCCACACGCUCCUCCUCCUCCUCCUCCUCCUGCUCUGCAAGCCAAGUCGCCACAGCUGUAGAGCCCCAGAGGCCAGACAAAGCAAUCGAGUCCCUGCUCAGCCAGGCCCAACCCGAGCCCCUCCCAGCCCCGGAAUACAGGGAACCCCAAGCUGAGCCAGAGGAACAGGAGGGGCGGGAGGAAAAGCGGGAGACGCGUGGGAGCAAGGCUGGUAACCUAGUGGUCUACAUGACCCUUAACCCCAGCCAUACCGACUCCUCUAGUACCUCCAUGUGCAGCAUCGAUAGUGCAGAUGACUUAAAGUCAUCAAACUCUGAGUGUAGCUCUACCGAAACGUUUGACUUCCCCCCUCCUGGUGAUUUGCGAUCGGCCCCUGCCCCUGGCACAUCCUCCGCUUUUGCCUCUGCAUCUCCCUCUGCUCCUAAGGACGAAAAAAAGCGCAGUAAAUCCCUCAAAGCUGCCGUCUUUUCCAAAAACGUAACCAAGUGCGUUGCCCUGGAUGGCAGGACAAUUUGUGUAGGGGACAUUGUUUGGGCCAAAAUCCUUGGCUUCCCUUGGUGGCCCGCCCGCAUCCUAGCCAUCACAGUGAGUCGCAAAGAUAAUGGGCUCUUAGUCAGGCAGGAGGCCCGGGUCUCUUGGUUUGGGUCACCCACCACUUCCUUCCUGGCCAUUACUCAACUUGCCCCAUUUCUAGAAAACUUCCAGUCUCGCUUUGACAAGAAGAGAAAGGGCCUGUAUCGUAAAGCCAUCACUGAGGCCGCCAAGGCUGCCAAGCAGCUCACACCUGAGGUCCGAGCCUUGCUAACUCAGUUUGAGACGUGAGGUGGUGUGCCUUGGUAAGGUAGGCAAAACAGGCACUCGAGUUGGCCCUGUACCCCUUCUGACACCUCUCAAACUUUGCUGUACCCAGUCAGCUUCCAGAGUGAAAUCCAGAAAAGGCAACCAGGACUAAUUUAUUUUCAUUGAGAAAGGGAGAGAAGGGAAUUGAAUUGAGUAAAUGAAAGCAAACGGUUCUCAUGUUAAGUAUCUAGUUCGCCCCUAAGUAACCAGUCUUUUGAUCUUGUCAUAUCAUCAUACGGUAUACCGAAAACGGAUGAUGGAGACUUCUUGGAAAAGGUGUUAUGGGUUUUGAGUGGUAAUGAUAUUUGUUUGCCUUGAACUUAGUUGUUCUUGGUCAAUAUGUGCCGUCGAAGGUCCUUGUAAAACAUGAAAAGAGUGGGGGUUUUUUGAGCUUGAUUAGCUUUUGCCUGAAAACGUAGGCAUGUGUGAAAACUUCAGCUUGAACCCAUUCUCAAACCAACUAAAUGGUGUCCGGUUGACUGCUACUUAGUCUGGAUCCCUAAUUUAGCACAGCUAAUGCUUCCUUUUGGAUGACCAGAGAAAGUGUUAUAGGUUCGGAUUCCUGCUGCAUUUUCUAUCACUACAGUGUUUCUAGACGUCAGAGUCUUUGUCCAAUCUCCCUUACAUGAACUCAAGUCUUGGAUUUCACUUAUGCCAUCCUUGAAUUGUUUUCCUUUAUCAUAGAAGUUGUGUAACAAAGUUGACCCUGCUGGGUAGUGCCUCGCUCAGGUAGAAAAAGGGACUUAAUUGGUGCUGAUCUUUCUCAGACGUUCUGAGACGACUAAUCCAAGCGCAGUGAUCUGAGCAGACGGCUGUUGAUCUGGGCGUGGCUCUUGGCCAGCCUUGGCUUUGCAGCCAGUCGCGCUGCUGUUACGGGGGGAGGUGCCUGUAAGCCGAAGUCACCUCAAGUGCCACUGUGAGGAGAGCACAGCGACUCUGUAAACACAGAGAGUACCACCUCAGACACGAAGAAACAUGCCAGCCUAUCUGUGCGUCCUCUUUCCCCACCCCUCGCAGCUACAACAUCUGCUUCCCAAGCUCAUUCCUCCCUAAUCUACUUGCCCUGUUCACAGCUUCUUGUUCUUUUCCUCCACUUGUUUUGCUCCCUCCUGCCGUUGUCAUAUGUUUGCGUCUUAGACUGCUUUUUAUAUGUCUGAUUAUGGCGAAAAUGUUCCUGUUCCUCAGCCAACCCGCUGGCCACCCCGACUUCGUUUUUUGCAUGAAUUUGGGAGUGCAUACGUGUUUAAUGGAUUACUGAGCAUCUUUUGUAUGGCUCCAUAUGUCUGUCCAGUUUAGGCAUAUCACAUCAAGAGGCAAACCUAAGUUUUGAUGUAGCUGCAGUGGAAUGCAAAACUCUUUUUAAAUGAGUUCCAUUAAGUAACUCAAUGAAAACACUCAUCAACUGCGGUGUCCCGCUGCAAAGCGGGACAUUGGAGCACAAGGCAGCAGUUCUCAUAUGUGUGAAUAUGUUCGUCAUAAUUUUGGGCCUCUGGCUGGUUUAGUUGUUCAGUGCUUUGUUCUGACUCCAGUAUUCAUUGUCUCUCAUCUGAAAUGUUUUGCUAAGGAUUAUUGUGUUUUAAAUUUAUUUGUUGUGCCUGAACUUUAUUUUCUGUCAUUUCACUAUUUGCAAAAUAGGGCUGAAGGUCUUGUAUGUAAAGUGUUCAAAAUGUAUUUUGCCUGACUGAAUUGAAGAUGAAUGGUCUGGAUCUUUUCAAUGCUGAGAACCAGUGAUUUUAUUUGUGUGGAAGAGCAUUAUCUCUUUUUUUUUUUUAUUUUAUUUUUUUUAAUUUCAUGUCUGUAAUCAUGUCCUUGCAUUGCAUAUCCAUUAGCAUCUUAAACUGUCCAGUUAUCUUUACACAUCUUGAGAAGGGACAUACUGUAAGAGAUCUUGGUCUUUCCACAUAUGACUUUAGCAGGUAGAGAUCGUUGACUUGAGGAGAAAAAAAACAAUGCUUGGUAGACCACACUGACUGACUGACGGAGGUUUGUGUAAAGGAGUAAAUCGGUAUUUAUUUUGGUGGUUGGCUUUGUUUCAUUUCAGCAUCUUAUUUUUUACUUUUAUUAUUUCUAUCUGUUUGCAGGUCAGAGAAUGCUGUAAAACCAUUGAAAAAAAGUAACAGUUGAAGAUAUUGUGUACAUGUUUUCUGAUGUUUUAAGAGUAUAUAAAUAAACUGUGAACUUCAAGAAUUUUAUCUAGUCGUCAUUAUUUUUCGUAUUUUAUCAUUUUAAUACCAUUUCUCACUUCAAAGCAUAUUUUUCUCAGGUGUAGCAUAAUGCACAACCCUGUUUUGGGAAAAGCUGUUUUUCCAUGCGUUUCAAAAAAAAAGUAAAAAUUAACUUUAUGACAGCCCAACCAUAGUGACCGUUGUCUGUCAUUUCACAAUGAUCUAAAGUGGAACAGAUUUUCAUACCUGCAAACAGAUGAGAAAACCAUAGGGCAGACUGAACCAAAAGUGUCAGACUGUAAAUAAACACUAUAUAGUAAAUUAUUAAGCUACACAGGGUUGUCAUAAAUAGUUUUAGUGAUUUAACAUUUCGGUGGAUCUCUGCUGUGUGAGUUUGUCUUCAUGCUGUCAACGUUCACGUUUUCUUGGCUUGUAAAGAUUUGACAUUACAAUGGAAAAACAGCUGUGCGUGACACGAAACUUUAAGGGAAAGAGCAUUAAUUCUGCGUUUGAUUUGCUUUGAAUGUACAUCGAAGAAACAUCAAUUGUUGAAAGGAAAUUGGAUGUUUUGCCUCAUAUGAGAAAAUAUUCAUCUGCAAAUUGAAAAUGUCAGGAAAAA
Puntigrus tetrazona (Sumatra barb) is the source of this 7473-nucleotide messenger RNA. RefSeq names its product PWWP domain containing 2A (gene pwwp2a). The transcript is spliced from 2 exons. Gene Ontology annotation, molecular function: histone binding; chromatin binding. NCBI's taxonomy places the organism in Eukaryota, Metazoa, Chordata, Actinopteri, Cypriniformes, Cyprinidae. The record is from RefSeq and is a predicted model, not a curated record. Gene Ontology annotation, cellular component: nucleus. The coding region runs from base 1672 to 4671 and encodes 999 amino acids.